AUGCAAUCUCCUAGCAUUCAGUUGAGCUCCAACACACCUUCCAAUGCUAACAGGGACGAUUCACUUUCGGGGAACACGUUAAAAUUCGGAUCAAGGCAUUUUUCCAGUAAAUGUUGGACCAGCGGUUCGGAAGAUCAGUAUAGAGGAUGCUGCAGCCAAACAAUCACACAAAGCAUGAAGAGCUUCGUAUCUGAAAGAUAUAAUGAAAAUUAUUACAAUGAUUGUUACAAAAGUUUUAGUUGCAGUGACGUAAGCAGUGGCGCGCAGCAGAUAACAAUUUCACUGAGAAGAAAUAACCAAAUUUAUAAAUGUAUCGUUCCAUUGGAGGCACUUGUCAAAAUUUUCGAAAAACAAUAUUUACAAGAGAUGCAGCCGCAGUUAAUACAUAACUUCAACACGUCUGAAAAAAAAUUUCACUAUGCUGAAAGUAGUGUCGAGGAAGUUGAAACUACAGAAACAUUCAAAAAUAAACAACAUAGAGAAAAAUUUAACCAAAAUGGAAAAUGUAAAACAAAGUCAUCGACAUUUCGUGCAAAAAAUUCUUAUAGUAAAAAAACAAGCGGCAAGAAUGAUUUUAGCAAAUUAAAUAAGAAUGCUAGCAAGUGCAACGCCAGCUAUAAAGUGUUCUGUUCGCAACACGGUCACCACUCAAUCGCUCGAAAUUUCAACACUGCAGGCUGCACUUAUCACUCACUGCAAAAAAAACAGAACCAUUUUCUUCAUGAUUACAAUUGUUAUUACGAUAAAUUAAACGCAUUCGAAUAUAUAUGGACCAAUUUUAAAAGGUUGAUAAAUUCACUGACAAAUUCAAGUCUUUUUUAUGAGAAGAAAAAUGCUGUUAGAAGAAGAGAGAUCAGACAAAAGAAUUCGCCAGAGCAAGAGCAUUCAAUUUUGUUAUCAAAUAAAAUAAGCGAAACUCCAAAAAAGUCAAUUAAAUCUCGUCAAAUUCUCUCGGCUCCAAAUUUAUAUUGUGAUUCUCAACGUGUAGAACAGAAGAAGAAAUCAAUGAAUAAAGAUAAACUGCAUGAAAACACCGAGAGAAACAAAAGAAACGGCAGGUCAAUAACAUUUGAAAAAGAUUCAUUGGUAAUUAUCAACGUUGAACAAGAUAACGGUAAUAAAAAACCUAAUGAAGAAGAAGAAAUAAAAAACCACUGGGAAUCAACGUAUGAGGAAGAGCAAGAUGAUGGCAAUCUCUUUCCAAAAAUAUCACAACCCACAUCUGAACCAUUGAAACGUUUUUCCUACAAACGACAACCAUCAAAUCCUCGUACAAGUUCAGCGCAGAAUAAAUUACUAAAAGAUAAACUAUUGCUUGCAAAACCAAAUAACUCAGUAGAUGAUGUGGUUAGGAAAAAACAAAAAUUGAAUUUAAAUGAGUCACCAUUAAUAAAUGAAGAGGGUAGGAAAAAAGAUCUGACAAAAAAUGAAAAUAGCUUAUUGCUUUCUGAGAGUGAUCACGCAAGAGAACCUGAAAAACCAUCAUUAAUUUUGAACGUUAAAGACCAUCAAACACCAACUGAAAAACUGUCCACGCCAAACUCUUUUUCAAACUCUAAAUUAACAGGAAAAUCGCCAUCAGACGAAGAAUUUGAUUUAGAUGAAAUGAAAAAACUAUCAACAGUUGACGAGAGUACUGAAUUAAAAAAUUACAAAAAAAAAUGGCAAAUAUCAAACGAUGAUAGUUUGAAUUCGUUCACAUUAUUGGAACCAAAGGUAAAUGUUCCAUAUUCAAGACACAACCACGAAAAUGGUACAACUAAAAAGGACUCACUUGGCUCGUCUAAAAUUUUGAAUUUUGUCAAAACGAUAAAUAGCCCAACAAGAAAUCACCCUUCUAUUGACUCAAGCAGAAGUAAACAACAUUCGCAAAUUUUACCACCACCUUCUUCUUUGGACACAUUGUCGAGUUCCCUUAAAACGCAUUAUUUCUACCCCACUCACACGAAGGGCAGUGUUAUUUUGCAUCAGCACAGUAGAACGUAUAAGCAUCUUUUAGAACAUACAAAUAAUACAUUCGUCGAUGAUAUGAUAAAUAACAAAGAUGUAUCGAUUCCUACUUUGCCUGAGCAAAAAGAGAGCAAUUAUAUUGGGAAUGUUAUAGAUAAAGAGGAAUCAAUAAAAAAUAAGGAAAAUAAACAAAUAUUCAAUGACAGUUCUAACGCAUCCACAAAUUUUAAGCCAUGCGAAACGAUAAAAUUUGUUAAGAAAAGCUACAAUACUUGCCAUCAACUUUCAAAAAAUCUGCCAAAAACCAAGAGCAAAAUGAAUUUUGAUAAAAAUGAUUCGCCUCUCCUCAAACCUGAUUCAAAAAGAAAUAAAAACGCAGACAAUCGGACAAAGCAGUCAAAAAAAAUUACAAGUAGUCCGUUCAAGAAAAAAGCAAAUUUAAUAAGCGUAACAAAAAACGAAUCGUUAAAACAUGUUAAAAAACAUUUAACGAUUUGUGAUAAAACGCUACCAUCAUUUUUAAAUAAAAAAAAUUUUAAAUUAAAUUUUAAAAAUGAACGUAAAUUCCACAGCGUCAAAGUAGGAAACCAACGGAUAAUGAGCAACAGCAUAGGGACUGAUCUGAAAUUCAAAACUGCUACGGAAAUUUCAGAACAAUUAAAAGCAGUGACAAAAAACAUCAAUAAAACUGAUUCCAAACGUCAAUUGAUGAUAUCAAAAAGUUGUAGUGAUAAAGUUGUUUGUAAAAAUUUGGUGGCAGCUACCAAGGAGGAAGAAGAUCUUCUUGUACCAGCGGAUGUGUCAUUUGCUGCUACAUAA
Helobdella robusta is the source of this 2769-nucleotide messenger RNA. RefSeq lists its product as hypothetical. The record is from RefSeq and is a predicted model, not a curated record. Bases 1 to 2769 code for a protein of 922 amino acids. The transcript is spliced from 3 exons. NCBI's taxonomy places the organism in Eukaryota, Metazoa, Annelida, Clitellata, Rhynchobdellida, Glossiphoniidae.